AUGGCCUGGGCUCCAGGGUGGAAGAGGGCGGAGCCUAAUCCAAGAGAUCUCAGGGCCAGCCAAGAUGGAAGGAGCGGCCGAGGCCGAGGCAGGGGCAGGGGUAGGGGCUGGAGCGGCACCUUCGGCCAUCUUGAGCCUAGGGCUUCUGGCUCCCGAGACCCACCUCUCUGCUUUAAAUUAAAGACCAAUAUGAUUGGUGUGGUAAUUGGUCGUGGUGGGUCAAAAAUGAAAGAAAUUCAGGCUAUGACAAACACCAAAAUACAGAUCAUAAGAGGUGAUUCUGAAGCAGAGGUAAAAAUUUUUGGCAGCACGGAUAUGAAAACAAAAGCCAAAGAAACUAUAGAGACUCUCGUUAAAAAACAAGGAAGCUACGCUUCAGAAUCUAGUGUUGGUAAUGCUGCAUCCCGACCCUCUGUUGGAAGAGGCUCAGGCAGAGAUACCACUAUCAGAGGAGGUCAGCCACUGAUAGACUGGGAUCACAUAAAGGCAGAAGUGGUGAAGUGGGAGAAAAAAAAAUGGGCCAAUUUACCACCAAUUAAGAAAAACUUUUACAUAGAAUCUAAAGCAACAAGCUCAUUGUCUCAAGAGCAAGUAGACGUUUGGAGAAAGGAAAAUUUCAACAUAAUGUGUGAUGACUUAAAAGAUGGUGAAAAACGUCCCAUCCCCAAUCCAACCUAUAAAUUUGAGGAUGCUUUCCAUCAUUAUCCUGAACUUAUGAGAAACAUUAGAAAAGCUGGUUUUCAGAAGCCAACACCAAUUCAGGCACAGGCAUGGCCAAUUAUUCUACAAGGAAUAGAUCUCAUAGGAGUCGCCCAAACUGGAACAGGCAAAACACUGUCCUACUUAAUGCCUGGGUUUAUUCAUCUCAGUUCUCAACCAAUAUCUAGAGAACAAAGGAAUGGACCUGGCAUGCUAGUCCUCCUACCCACUAGAGAACUAGCACUUCAGGUGGAAGCUGAAUGUUCUAAGUAUUCAUAUAAAGGUCUUAAAACUGUUUGUAUAUAUGGUGGUGGAAACAGAACAGAACAAAUACAAGAUGUUACUGAAGGCGUAGACAUCAUUAUUGCAACUCCUGGAAGACUGAAUGAUCUGCAAAUGAAUAACUUUGUCAAACUAAGAAGCAUAACCUACUUAGUCUUAGAUGAGGCAGAUAAAAUGCUGGAUCUGGGGUUUGAACACCAAAUAAUGAAGAUUUUAUUAGACGUGCGCCCAGACCGGCAGACUGUUAUGACAAGUGCAACCUGGCCAGAUAGCAUUCGUCGACUUGCACGAUCUUAUUUGAAAGAGCCUAUGAUUGUUUAUGUUGGUACUCUAGACCUAGUUGCCGUAAACACAGUGAAGCAAAAUAUAAUUGUUACCACAGAAGAAGAAAAACGAUUUCUUGUCCAAGAAUUCCUACAGAGCCUGUCACCCAAAGACAAAGUCAUCUUGUUUGUCAGCAGAAAACUUGUUGCUGAUGACUUAUCAAGUGAUUUAUGCAUCCACGGCAUACCUGUGCAGUCUCUGCACGGUGACAGAGAACAGAGUGAUCGUGAGCAAGCAUUAGAGGACUUUAGAAGUGGAAAAGUGAAAAUACUGAUUGCUACUGAUUUAGCAUCCCGAGGUCUCGAUGUUAACGAUGUCACACAUGUAUAUAAUUACGAUUUUCCACGGAAUAUUGAAGAAUAUGUACACAGAGUAGGGCGUACUGGAAGAGCAGGGAAGACAGGCAUAUCAAUUACCCUUAUGACUCAAGAUGACAGCAAGGUUGCCGGUGAAUUGAUUAAAAUUCUGCAAAGAGCCAAUCAGAGUGUCCCAAAAGAUCUUGUAACAAUGGCUGAACCGUACAACUUGCAUAAACUAAAAGGGGGCCCAGGGAAAAAAUCAAGAAAAUUUCAAGAAGCAUGCAGAGAGUCUUACUGA
Camelus dromedarius (Arabian camel) is the source of this 1902-nucleotide messenger RNA. RefSeq names its product DEAD-box helicase 53 (gene DDX53). Gene Ontology annotation, molecular function: ATP binding; RNA binding; RNA helicase activity. NCBI's taxonomy places the organism in Eukaryota, Metazoa, Chordata, Mammalia, Artiodactyla, Camelidae. The record is from RefSeq and is a predicted model, not a curated record. The coding region runs from base 1 to 1902 and encodes 633 amino acids. The transcript has a single exon.